CAAAACCUGCAUUUCGAUCCGAGGAAUCCAUACACAUGUUCUCCGCUGUACGCCGAGGCAAUGCUCCAAAAGGGACAUCUUGUCAUGCGAAUGUUAAGUCGACGUUUGGGCAAAGAACAAUUCAUGCAGGUUAUCCAGAAAAUAUUGAGCGUUGUGAUGCAAGCAAGCCAUAUGAACAAGGAUCCGAUACAUUGGCAACAUAUGAUGGUCUCUACGGAAUCAUUCUUCCGCACAGUGUUGAAUGUCACCGGUCAAGAAUUGCCUACAUUUCUGGAACAAUGGAUAUACGGCGGUGGUCAUGCAAAAUUUUUUAUACACUACUUCUUCAAUCGGAAACGGAAUGUGGUUGAACUUGAAGUAAGCCAGGAUCCGUCACUGAAAGGACAACAGAGUUAUGUUGGUCCGGGACGGAGGCAAAAGAAGAAGAAAUUACCAUUAUCAACAGGCGAAGAGAUAGAAGUCGAUCUGUCGAAUAUAGAUCCCGAUUCGCCAGUCCUCUGGAUCAGGUUUGAUCCGGAGCUGUUACUAUUACGAAAAACCACUAUUCGACAGCCACUUUAUCAAUGGGAAUAUAUGCUGAGAUACGAGCGGGAUGUGUUGGCGCAGCUUGAUGCACUGGAUAUUCUGAAACGUUUUCCGAGUCCUCAUAUAAGAACGAUUUUGAUAGAUUCGGUCGAAAAUGAAGCAUUCUAUUACCGGGUACGCUGUCGAGCUUCAUUUAUUCUGGCUGAAGUUAUUAAUAAAUUACCGGAAACAUGGAUUGGCUUACCGCCGUUGAUAGUUACUUUCAAGCGAUAUUAUGGUUCCAAAUCAGCGCCGCAUAUUCCGAAGCCGAAUAAUUUCGUGGCCACUUCUACAAAUCUUCAGUCGUACUUCAUGAUGCAUACAUUGCCCCAGGCGUUGGCACGACUACGUACCCUACACAACAAAGUGCUCCCGGAAGCACAUCAGUUCUUGAUGGGAUUAUGCAAAUAUAACGAUAAUUCGAUCAACAGGUAUUCAGAUGAUCAUUAUCGAGCUUCACUGAUAAGUGCAUUAGCGGGGACACUGAUACCGAUGGAAAGCAGAGAUAUUUCGAAUAUGAGUCCUCUUUCGUUGAGCAGUGAUCUAAAAGAAUUGCUAUCAGAGUUUACGUUAGCUUUAAAUAUGGACACGCUGAAGCCUAGUUUUGGACGUGUUGUCGGAAUUAGUGCUCUUCAAGCGAUUUACCACAUGCAACGAACAUUUCACAUUCCUCUCGACCCGAAGGUAUUUUGGGCUUUUGCACAACCGAAAAUAUACACUCCGAUGCGCCUCGCUGCACUGACGUUUUUAAUAGAUAUGGUAUAUCGUUUCAAGUCAUUUCCGUUUAUCAGUGAUGUUAUCAGCAGACUGAUAGAUGUGAGUAUCAAAGAUGAGGAACCAGCUGUACGAUACUAUGUUACAACUCAGUUAUCGCUGAAACCCCCGCUAUGUCUCAUUUUA
Messenger RNA from Gongylonema pulchrum, 1464 nucleotides. NCBI's taxonomy places the organism in Eukaryota, Metazoa, Nematoda, Chromadorea, Rhabditida, Gongylonematidae. The record is from the annotation of a GenBank genome assembly.